CCUUUUUCUUUCAGGUCAAGCUGACCUGUCGAUCGGCUGAAUCUGCCGAUGAUUCACAAAAUGGGCCGGCCCAUACGAUCGUUCGAUAUCGCGUGCACCACGUGCCCACGGCAGAGUCGUUAUAAGGAAGCUAGCGUCGUCCGCGUUUGACAGUUCUUUCCGAUCAAUCGUGGCGUGCGAUACGUGCCUGAGCCAAGUGGCAUCAUGUUCAAGACGUGAGUAAUUGACAGCGAACAACAUUACAAUCCUCCGUCGGGCUAGUUUCUGCUCCAAGCGCAAAAACGUCGGUGCAGCCACGAGAAUAAGUUGAAAUAAUAAUUAUACAUCAAUAAUAUCAUGCUGUGAAAUAGUGUGCUGUUAUUAGCGCGAAUUUUCCGUGAGUUUACGUGGUCGCGCUCACUCGGGGAGAACUUGAAGCGAUCCCAUGUAAUUCGUGGAUCGAGGAAAAUACGGGACUUUGCACGUCACACAUCUGAACGUAACGCGUGUCGAUCAUGAUAGUGUUAUGUGGCUUCUGCACCACGAGCAGCAUCGCGCUGGUGUUCCUUUUCGUGAUGCUGUGCGCAUUGAGCGAAACCGUGAGAUACCGUGCGAAGUUCAUCUUCUUCAUAGUAGCGAGCGCACUAUCCGCGGGACUGUGGAUACCGUUCAUGUUGUUCCGAAUCGGCAGCUGGAAGAACGCAUUAGUACCGGCCAUGUGCGUGGUGAGAAUAGCAAAGAUCAUCGGAAUGAAUUUCCGUUUCCGCGGCAAGGAGAACAUCAUCAAGGACACAGGCUGUGUCGUGCUCAUCAAUCAUCAGAGCUCACUAGACCUUUGCGUUCUAGGUGAGCUAUGGCUGACGAUGAAAAAUUGCUGUGUAAUUUCGAAGAAGGAGAUCAUGUAUCUGGGACCGUUCGGUCUUGCGAGUUGGCUCUGGGGAACAGUGUUUAUCGACAGGAAGAAUGUCGAAGAGUCUCGGCAGAUUAUCAACGAUACGGCAGAAUCGAUUCGUGUAGCAAAGCGGAGACUUCUUCUGUUCCCCGAGGGACAUCGGCAUUCCGGUAAUGCAUUGCUUCCCUUCAAGAAAGGUGCUUUCCACGUUGCGAUCGAGUCGCAGAUGCCGAUUCAACCCGUCGUCGUGUCGAAAUAUUACUUCUUAGAUGGCAAAUUAAAAAGAUUUUACUCAGGAACUAGUUACAUAACAGUUCUGCCGCCUAUUCCCACCGCGGGCAUGACCAAGGACGAUCUUCCGAAGCUCAUGGAGCGAGCGUACGAAGUCAUGAACAGGACUUUCGUGGAAUCCACGACGGAGUGCCUCGAGGAACAAAUACGAAGUUUGAAAUGCGAGUGACGUGGACGAGGAUGCAGAACACGCGAGCCGUAAUCUGCAUCGUAUCUGAUCGAUUCAGAUUGACUCGCGAUUGACUGCUUCGUGAAACGAUAUUUUCAGGGACCGCAUGUAUAAAUCAGCUGUAUUGCAGUACAAGUUCUGUGAGCGAAUUAGCUUCUCUGCAGGCUACUUCGUACACAAUAUGUGUACAUCAAGAGCCCUUUUGGUUUUCACAUUUCCAAUUUGGAAUUCCAUGUCUCGGAUCGUAUUUUUCCGAUCGAUCGAACAUCUUCGCCUCGACAUUGUUAUCGCGAUUUAGCGUCGUAUCAAAGCGACGCAUUCUUCCACUGUUGCUACUAAUUGUAAGAUAAUUAUGCGUAAGGAUCACAGAGCUCAAACAUACAACAUCGAUUUGUACUUUUUAUACCUCGCUGAAAGAUGUAAUUCGUGACCGAGUGAGUUUUUAUUUCCUAUAGUCGCAUAAAACAUGACGUACCUUGUUAACGAACCACAGGAAACCAGAUGUAAAAUCAUGCAGUGUGUAAACUAGCUGUUCCAAUACAUGUUUAUGUACAUAUUCCAGCACGUCUACACAUGUACAUACACGUACAUAAAUUAUGAUUAUGAAGUUGUAUAUAUUUAACGUUGUAUUAAAUUUUAUCAACCUG
This is a messenger RNA of Ooceraea biroi (clonal raider ant), 1978 nucleotides long. Its product is annotated as 1-acyl-sn-glycerol-3-phosphate acyltransferase alpha. The record is from RefSeq and is a predicted model, not a curated record. NCBI's taxonomy places the organism in Eukaryota, Metazoa, Arthropoda, Insecta, Hymenoptera, Formicidae. Gene Ontology annotation, molecular function: 1-acylglycerol-3-phosphate O-acyltransferase activity. Gene Ontology annotation, biological process: phosphatidic acid biosynthetic process. Gene Ontology annotation, cellular component: endoplasmic reticulum; membrane.